Molecule: messenger RNA, 26047 nt
Organism: Podarcis lilfordi (Lilford's wall lizard)
Lineage: Eukaryota; Metazoa; Chordata; Lepidosauria; Squamata; Lacertidae
Source: the annotation of a GenBank genome assembly
GUGAGAUGGGGAAGGGAGAAGAAGAAGCCGGAGCGGGACCUCAGCGCGCGCGCUCUCUCUUUCUGCCGCCUUCACCUGCCGAGGCGCUCACCUGGGCCCCCUUCGGCCCGUCGGAGUGGAGGGACUGCUGCUAGCGCAUGCGCGGCACUUCGCCCGCCCCGGCGCCUUCAUGAAUGGGUAACAAAACAAAACAAAAAGGGACGGAGGGUGUGGCUGGAAGAGGUUUUGAAAAAGAGGGGAAGUGUGUGAGUUGAGGGGAGGCUGCCCUCUAGUAAUCCCGUGGUUUUGAGGGGGGAAAGUGAAUCUUCCUGAGGGGUGGGGUUGGGGUUGGGUGGAAUCCCUCAGGAAAACAGCAAAAGGGCGCUCUUCAAAAUGGGUUGAAUUUCCAAAUCUCCUUCAUCAUCAUCACCAUCACCACCACCACUUUUAAUUUGUAUACCGUCUUUCUAUCUUACAAUACCCUAGGGGGUUUACAAGCUGAAGAAACAAAGAAUUGUACGCCUUAUAACAAUCUAAUGCAAUACAAAAACGUGACAAUAAAACAUAACUUUAAAAUACGCAACCUACAUCAAAUAAUAUAGAAUAAUAUUAAAUAUCAGCGUAUAAAAAUUAACAGAAAUCCACUUAAGAAGUACAAUAGUUUCUAAACUACAAUCGAUAAAACAACGGCAAGCCACAGUGCAUAAAAGAAUACAAUACAAAUUGAGAAGCAGAGACUGGAGGGUGGGACAAGGCAGGUUCAGUGGCUCUGAAAUGCCUCUAGGCCUGAUGAUGGUGAUGGGUAUAAUACCCUGCCCAUCUCACUGUGUUGCCCCAGUCACUCUGGGCGGCUUUCCAACACAUAAAAAACAUAAUGAUGGGGCAUACCCCUAAACAUUUUGUGAACGUUUUGCUUGGCCUCAUUGAGGGGCAGUAUUUCAAUAUGAGUAGCAAAAUGAGAGUAUCCCUAAACAUUUUUAAAGGGAAAAAAGCACUGAAUAAAACAUUCAGAUGUUUUGGUUUUGGGAUGCUACAUGCACCCUGAAUCCAGAACUUGGGGUCACUGGCGGAGGAAGAGGAGUGCGGGGGGGGGGGGAAGCACACCACCCCUGGCAGCGUGAUCCCAGCAGGGUGCCAUCGCAGUUGGGCGCCCCCCCCGCUGGGCACCACGCCCCCAGAUGCGUGCCACGCCCCUGCGGGCGGCCAGCCCCCCCUGUUCUCCGCCUCCCCCCCUGGUGCUGGAGCAUGAAGCUCCGCCACUGCUUGGGGUGGGUGGGCAGAAGAAGGGUUCUGGUGUUUGAAGAAAAAAAAUAAGGGGGGGGGCAUAAAUUCUAACCAUGGCACUUCUCUGCUCGUUGUAGCUUUAAAAACUAAAAUUAAGACCAUUUAUAAACUGCCGAUGCAUUAAAACUAUAGUGGCAGUGUGCAAUAAGAUCAUUUGCAUGUAAGAUGUUUCCUAAAAACACAUGCUCACCUCAGAGGGAGAGACAAUUAUAUAUGUAUGUAUUUUCUCAUAACUACGCCCCAAAUAAUUGUGCACUUAGGGUGAUGCUGUCAAGGGUGUGCCUUUAGGAGGUGCUCUGUGGUGACUGGUUGCACAGGUCUUUUUCGGUUCUUAUUUUGCAUUUUUAAUAGCUACAACUGGCUCGGGUUGUUUAUUUUGUCAAAAUGUUUCUAUUCCAGAGUACAUAAGUUGGCUAACAAAACACAAACAAUUUAAGUUGCAUUUGUUGCUCCAAAUCCCUGUCAUUCUCUCUCUAUUAAAUGCAUGAGUUGCAAAAUGGAAAUGGGUGUUUUGCACACUGGUACCGGCUUUGCUGUGGGAUAAAUGGGCAACCUAGUUAUUUCCUUUAGCCAUCGUUUUAAAGAUCUGGGUAAAUGUGCAUUCCUGUGUGGGCGUUGUGAAGUGGGAAGUACAUAGCUUCCUAAAGAAUUUAAAAGAAUAAAAUUAAAGGAUUGUACAGAGGGCAGAAAUUGCCGACAAGAUUCAGCAGGUGCUCAUGAUAUCCAUGCAGCCAUAGUCCACAGAGCAAUGAUAAUAGCAAUGAAUUCUGUGCCUGUAGGAAGAACUAUAUUUUCCCAAAUACAAAACUAAUUUACACAGGGGUUAUGUUUCGAGGCACUGUACGCGCCAGUGAAAUUGUGUAUAUUUGAAGCACCAUUGGAAAAACCUGCAAACACACCCAUGAAACCUCUGUAAACCCUUUAAAAAGCCAGCAGUGCUUACCCAAUGCCAAACUCCACCACAAUUGUUCCCUACAAACCUUCUCAAACUCCACAGGCCUCAAUGGUCAGCGCAAGGGCUCCUAGGAUUCCUCUUACAAGGCUCCUGGGAUAGAUAGGCGCUGUUUUCACUCCUUUUUCCCAUUUCUGGGCUCUUCUAGAGCCGUUUUUGCAAUUAUUAAAUCCACUUCUGGUUCGGCAUGAUGUUUGUGUGUACACCUGUGCAUCAGUUGGACACUCAUAAAUAACUGGAAGAUUCCCUAGAAUAUUCUGAAUGGAGAAAUCCAACAGAGCUUAGGGACAUUGACACACUCCCACCCACUCCCCAAGCACAGCUGGAUCUUAAGUUGUUUGUAAGAGACAACUUCAUUUUUGAGACAGAGUCUGCAUAUACACCAUACAUUUAAAGCACAUGACUGCCCCCAAAUAAUUAUGGGAGCUGUAGUUUACCACCUCACAUAGCUACAGUUCCCAGCAUGCUUAACAAACUGCAGUUGCCAGGAUUAUUUGGGGAAAGUCAGGUGCUUUAAAUGUAUGGUGUGAACAUAGGCCAAGAUAGAGAGGCAGACAGCUACCAGAAGGCUGAAAGACAUAAGAUGAUGGAACGCCUCUCUAGGGAUCUGAUGGGGCAGUGUUUCUUAAGUUAAACAAAUAUUACAGAAACACCAUAAGCCCUCUCUAUCAAAGGAAGCCAAACCCUGAUAGCCGGUGCCCUUGGAAAUCCCCACGACCCACGCAAAUAGAGAGAGUGUAACAGAAAAUUAAUUUAGAAAACUUGGAUGCCCUGCCCUCAUUUUGUUUCCUUUAAAUGGCCUUCGUAAAAUUUUUAUUGCUGGUGGUGUUAGAUUAGAAUUGGGCUCACGCUAUACUUCUGCUACCUGUUGCUACUGGUUCCUCGUUUGUUACAAACCUACAGUGACUUUUCUGAUCACUCAUUUGUUUAUUGCCAUCACCAGCAUUUGCAUCAAAAAUCAGACAAAUUGAAAAGCAUGUAAGCAUAUGUGAUGACGAAGAUGCAGGUUUCCUACGGAAGAAGAAAAUCAAUUUUCUAGGAUCCGGGUUUGCUGAAGGAAGCACAAUGACCUUUCAUCACAUCAGCUACAGAGUGCAUUUGAAGACUGGCCACUACGGCUUUCGAAAAGUGGUUAAAAAAGAUAUCUUGACGGAUGUCAGGUAUGCUUAAUUGCCAUUGCUUACUUAUUCUGGGGUGCAAUUCCUGCUUCUUCCAUGUACGGAAAGCAAGGUGGGGAGUGGCUUCACUGGAGGGAAAGUUGCUGCAGCUCAUUGGUAGAGCAUCUACUUUGCAUUCAGAAGGUUUCAGGUUCAAACCCUGGCAUCUCCAGGUAGGGUUGGGAAUGAUUCCCCACCUGAAGCCCUAGUGAGCUACUACUACCAGUCGACAUAGACAAUACAGUGGUACCUCAGGUUACAGACGCUUCAGGUUACAGACGCUUCAGAUUACAGACUCCGCUAACCCAGAAAUGGUACCUCGGGUUAAGAACUUUGCUUCAGGAUGAGAACAGAAAUCGUGCUCUGGCGGCGCGGCAGCAGCAGGAGGCCCCAUUAGCUAAAGUGGUGCUUCAGGUUAAGAACAGUUUCAGGUUAAGAACGGACCUCCAGAACGAAUUAAGUUCUUAACCCGAGGUACCACUGUACUGAGCAAAUGGAUCCACAGUAUCAUGUGGUAUGGAGGCAGCGUUCUAUGUUCCUUAUGAGUCCUUUCCUGCCCCUGGUAUUGUUUUACGUGCGUUCUACUCUGCAGCUGGAAUACUCAUUGUCAAGAGAUGCCCUUCUGAACCCAUCUCUCUCUGUUACAGAGGCCAGGCUGGUUUCACCUAGAGGCAGUGGUUUUUUUCUUCUUCUAAAAAAAUGUUUAGGGAUACUCUCAUUUUCCUACUCAUAUUGAAAUACUGCCCCUCAAUUAGGCCAAACUUAGAUUCACAAAAUGUUUAGGGGUAUGCGUACCCCCUGCAUACCCCCAGGAAAAAAACCACUGCCUAGAGGGUUUCCCAAACUUGGGUCUGCAGCUGCUUUUGGACUACAACUCCCAUCGUCCCUAGCUAGGAACCUUUUAGGCCCCUCCAUGAACAAAAGGAUCCCAUCCGUUAAGAAUAGGGACAGUCUGGAUCUAACCCAUAUAGAGAAACUAAACCCAAAUGUAAGAUGAAUAUUAAUGGCAUAUAACCCAUAAUCUUGUAGAAAAGGAGUAAGGAACCUGUCACCUACCAGAUGUUGCUAAAUUGCAACUCCCAUCAUCCCUGACUGUUGGUCAUGCUGGCUAAGGCUGAUGAAAGUUGCAGGAUAUUUCCUGUUGUAGAACAUUUUCUGCCUCUUGUACACUGAUAUUUAAAGGGGUGGGGGGAAAGAUGCUUAGUUUUCAAAUUAUGAAGAAAGUACUCAUUUUCAAACUAUGAAGAAAGAACUAGUUUAUUUUUGUGCAAAAGCGAACAAUUUUAUCAAAGAUGUCAUUUUAUUGGAAUGGCUUUACACAUUAAACAACUGACUACUGACAAAUUGCUUUUCGUUUACAGUGGUGUCAUGAAACCUGGUCUCAAUGCAAUCUUAGGACCUACAGGCUGCGGCAAAUCUUCGUAAGUGUUAACAUAUGGGUAAAGAUCUAUCUUCUGAUAAUAUUAAACGUAACAUUGUUACAGGUUUUUUUUUACAUUCACAACCAGUAAGUGAGGUUCUGCAAUGAACGUGCAUAUUUGAUCAGAACAAAAUGGCAUCAGUCAAAACCAGAAAAGUGCAAGGUAAAAAGAUUCAGUAUGGUGUGCAGAAAAUGGGUAAAAAGAAGUGUUUUUUCCUCCUCUUAUAAUACCAUAACUUGGGUUAUCCAACAUGGCUGGAUAUUGAAAAAUGCAGGGCAGAUAAAAGGAAGAUCUGCUGCACACAGCACAUAGUUCAACUCUGGAAUUUUCAACCACAGGGUGCAUUGAUGGUAACCCAACUUGGAUAGCUUUAAAAGGGGAUUAAGCAAAUUCAUAAAAAGAUAAUGCUAGACUAAUAAUGGAGAUGGCAGGACUUUGAAUGCCAGUUGCAGGGGAACAUGAGUAGGGAGUGUGGUUGUGCUCAUGUCUUGCUUGAGCAUAUCUGGUCGGCUAGCAUGAGAAGAGGCACCAAAUUGCCCCCAAGAUUGAGGGGGUCUGAUGCGUAACUCGCAUGUGUGACAUCACAUGUGUGACGUCACACUGUCCGGAGAAUGGUGAGCACUCUGGAGGAGCUGGCCACUGAAGCUGUGCUGCUCUCAGCUCCACAGUCAGCCUCCUCCGCCCCCUCAACAUUGAGGGGGCCCGACUCCCUUCCAACAAGUAUUGAGGGGGCAAAAGAUAUCUUGGCCCCCUAGAGUUAGUGUACCUGGCUAGACAUGUUUUUGGUGUGAUCCAGCAGGGCUGCUCUUAAGUUUGCAACAGUAUGAUCUUCAGAUGUUGGCACAAGUAACUUUUCUUGAGUCCUUUUGGUUUUCCUUAUAGGCUCCUGGACAUUUUAGCUACAAGGAAAAAUCCUAAAGGCCUGACAGGAGACAUUUUGAUCAAUGGCUUCCCUUUGCCUCCAAAUUUUAAAUGCAUUUCCGGAUAUGUAGUUCAGGUAAAUAAAGUCUGUAGUGGAUCUUUUAUCGCGGUACAUGUGUGAUAGCUAUUAUUCUAUUUAGACAAAUGAUUUUUAUGAUACUUCAUGUGUUGAUUGUCUGCCAGUGCAAUAGCAGGAUGCCAGUGCUAUCAGUGUCUCCUUUUCUGUGCAUGAUUACUGUUAAUCAUGUAAAUCCACUCACCUUCUCUGGUGGGCACCAUUGCGUGCCAGCAUUCCCCACCCACCCCGCCUGCUGGAUCCCACCCAUGGAUCCCACCCAUCUGCUCAGUCAGAGAAUCGUGAGUGGGCAUGGGGGGUGAGCCACCAGGCAGCAGGCUCAGCCACCCCCGGCAUAUAGCGGAGGCUGCAAAGCUAGAGUUUUCUCUUGCACUGGCUGUUUCCCAACUGAUUUCAUUCUAGCUUGUACCUGGACAUAUGGAGAGGGCCAUAGCUAUUAGCCACCUGUCAUCAAUGCUCAUUAAAUAAUCAUCUUCUGAGCAGGCAACUUCAGCCAGCUCUGGUAAUGUCAACUGACCUUCAGUGCCCUUUAGCGAUCAAUCAAUACAUAAAACAAAAAAUAGCAGCCUCUUCUCUUGACCCAGCACAGUAGCACUUUCUUUACUACGUUAAUGCAUACAGUGGUACCUCGUUUUACAAGCAGCCCUGUUAACAAACUAUUUAGUUUAUGAACUCCGCAAAACCAGAAGUAGUGUUCCGGUUUGUGAACUUUACCUCGGUCUACGAACGGAAGCCGAAUGGUGGAAGGGCACCGGUGGUGGGAGGCCUCAUUAGGGAAAGCGUGCCUCAGUUUAAGAAUGGAUUUGGUUAAAGAACAGACUUCAGGAAUGGAUUAAGUUUGUAAACCGAGGUACCAUUGUAUUAACAAUUGUGCAGUAGUGAUUAAACCUAGUAUAAUGUUCAAUUGAAAACUUUUUUUUAAUCAAUAAGGAUGACAUAGUGAUGGGAACAUUGACAGUCAGAGAAAAUUUAGAGUUCUCAGCGGCCCUUCGGCUACCAUUGUCUAUGAGCAAAAAGGAAAAGCAAGAGAGAGUGGAAACUGUUCUCAAGGAUCUGGAUUUGUCUAAAGUUGCAGACUCCAAGGUAUCUGUGUAGUGGCAUUUAAUACAACCAAACAUUAAUUGUUAAUGUCAGAACUUGUGUUAUAAAUACUGGCAGAUUAUGCAGCCCUUCUGGCCAUCUGCCAUAGAGGCUUUAGUCGAUUCCUGCAUUGCAGGGGGCUGGACUGGAUGACUCUUGGGACCCAACUCUACAAUUCCAUGAUUCUCCCCACCUACCUCUGCAGGGAGUCUAAGUGCCCAUUGUUUGCUACUUGAUCAUGAGACUAUCUCAGCCCCUUUCUUAUGGGAUGCCGGUAGCACGGGAGCUAUUGCAGCACAUCUCCCUUCUAUGUCACUGGAGUAAGCUGAGGAGCCCUGGGCUGGGGAGAGAAGCCUCACCACUUUGGCAUUGUCCCAUUGUGGAGAUGGGAAGCCCCAGCCCUGGUGACCAAAUGCAGCCCUGCAGAUUGCUCUGUCUGGUCUUUGGGGCUCUCCCAGGCCCCGCCCCCUCUUUGGACCACACACUCUCACCAGUCCUGCACCAUGCCUUCCUCAAGUGCUAGAAUGUGUCUUUGAACUAUACUCAUGCCUCUGGCUUGCCUGCCUGGAUGGAUGGAUGGAAGAUAGAGAGGAUGAGUGUGUAUAGAAAACCUUAGGCUUUUGCUGGAAGGUAGCAUAGAGUACAAAGAUAAAAGACCCAGAGUGGGUUACAUUGAAAUCAAACACAUAAUACCAAGGUUGACUGGUCUAUAACAGCAACUAGUUUCCCUACCCUCCCUCUGACCAGAGUUUGAGCAGCAGUGCGGGGAGAGAGAGAGAGAGAGAGAGAGAGAGAGAGAGAGAAAGAAAGAAAGAGAGAAAGAAAGGGUUAUGGGUUGAGUUCCAGAAAGACCUGUGGCUUGGAAAUGGAGGUGUUAUAAACAAGAGUGGACUUUGGUAAAAUGGUGCCCCGAGUAAGAACAAAAUUUGACCCCCCCCUUGAAUAUCUCUUAUUUUCACGCCACCUCCCUCUUGCCUUCUGUUCUGUGCAUACUCUCAAGCGCAAUAUGUCAUAGUUGUGUCAUAUUUUGUGCCCCCUUGGCUCAGAGCCCCAAGAGAGGAACUGCCCUAAAAAAGCUGCUGGUUGUAAGAGAGGUACCUGAAAGAUAGGGGUGAUGAAAUCUUAUGGGGGGGGGAGAGAGAGAGAAGUCCAGAGAUUUUUCCUGUGUGCUAACUGAAACAUUUUCAUAGUUUUGAGGAUCCUCAUUUUGAAACUUCAUUUCCUGUACCUAGAUUGGCACCCAUUUUAUCCGUGGAGUUUCCGGGGGAGAGAGGAAAAGAACCAGCAUUGGACUAGAGCUCAUUACACACCCUACAGUAUUGUUCUUAGAUGAGCCGACAACUGGACUGGAUGCCAGCACAGCCAAUGCCGUCCUGCUUCUCUUAAAAAAGUAAAUUGUGCUAGAUUCUUGGAGACUGCACCUUAUGGCUAAUGAUGUACUCUCUAGAUUGAAGCAAGAGACAGACAGACGGGGGUGGGUGGGUGAAAACCUGUGCCAUGGCUGGAAUAUUGACAGUCUGAUGUUCCUUGGCCUGGUUUGUUUUUCAACAAGGCAAUUAUUUUUAAAGACAGCAUUCCUUUUUUUUUGGUUUUUUUGUCACAGCUUUUAUAUUCACUCUCUUAUGCAAUAGUUUCCCCAUGCCUCCAACUCUGGUACGAUCCCACAAGACAGCACUUACAUUAUGGUUAUGUUGUGAGUUGUGUGACAUGCUAAGUGGAUAUGGGUAAAUGAAGAGGGGUUGAGUUAGAAGACUAUCAGUUUUGGUAAUAAUUUUGCUUACAGUGCUGCUUAAUGCAAGAGCCCAGUGUUGUUAUCUAAAGUUAUGUCCAUUUGUGUUGUGAAUGGUUUGGAACAUUAAAACAACAGGUAAUUACAGUAGUUGACGGUCUUUCGUGUGUUGCAUUCAGGAUGGCGGUACAAGGGAGAACAAUAAUUUUCUCAAUCCAUCAGCCCCGGUACUCUAUUUACAAAUUGUUUGACAGCCUGACGCUACUUGCUGCUGGAAGACUUCUUUAUCAUGGCCCGUGUGAAAAUGCUCUUCCAUACUUCAAAGGUCUUGGUCUCUAACAUGUUGUUCCUCAUUGUCCGAAUAAAUUAAGACGUCGUCCAAGAAGGCUACGCAGUUCUUGUACAGCAGAGACCCCAACACGUGGUGCAUGAAAGCUUGAAAACAGGCGGAGCCCGACUGUAAUCCAAAAGGCAUAACUAAGUACUCAAAGGCACCUAGGGGUGUGAACAUUGUGGUCUUCCAUUCGUCCCCUCCCUCAUCCUGAUCAAAUUGUAUGCGCCCUGAGGUCCAGCUUGGUAAAAAUUUUGCCUUUCCUCACUCGCGUUAAAAUGUCGUCAAUCCUGGGCAUUGGGAAGGUCACGGGUUCUGACACCAAAUUGACAGCUCUAUAGUCCACUACGAGCCUGGGUUUAUUUGUGUCCUUUUGUCCACAAAGAACACCGGACUGCCCCCUACUGCCUUUGAUUCUCUUAUGAAGCCUCUUUUCAGGUUCUUGUCGAUAAAUUCUCGCAACUCCUUCAUCUCCCUGUCUGACAUGGCGUACAGCUUACCCACUGGCAGCUGAGCCCCCGGAAGCAAGUUGAUUUGGCAGUCAAAGGGCCUAUGGGGUGGCAGUCUAUCUGCCUCUUUCUCGCUGAAGUCCUCCCGCAGAUCUGCGUAUUGUGGCGGCACCUCCCCUUUCCGCUCCACCGCCAUCCCAGCCACCCUGGCCACGGUCAUUCUUGGGGCUUCCCCCCCUAGACAGUGUUCCAGGCAGUAAGCUGACCCAAAGGUGACUGUCCUCUGAUGCCACGCCACCACUGGAUCAUGUUGUGCUAGCCAGCUCAUCCCUAAUAUUAUUGGGGGUCCUGCUAGCGAGGCGACGUGAAGGCGAUGGUCUCCGAGUGCCUGGACACCCUCAUUCUCAUUGGCGGGGUCUGGUGUGUCACUUCCCUCCUAGAAGCUCCCUGCCAUCAAUGGUGGUCACUUGCAAGGGAAAAUCCAAAGGCAGUAAGUGGAGCUGGUGCUCUAAUGCAAAGUCCUUGCUGAAGAAAUUACAUGAGCUGCCUGAAUCGAGCAUCCCUUUCACCUUGACUGGGUGCCCGUUCGGGAGUUCUAGCACCACUUCGAUGGCUAUUGCCGCCUUGGGGGGGUCUGGUUGGGGCACUUUUACUGGUGGCUGGCCUGGCUGUUGUGCCCCUUGAUUGGCAGCCAAGCGUUCCCGCUUCCCUGUUCCUGUUCCUUUACCACCUCCUCCUCACCCCCUGCGGUUCCCACCAUUCCUUGCCAAGCCUUUCUUUGAGGGCAGGCUCUGGCAAAAUGGCCUGGUCGCUGGCAAAGGUAACACUUCUUGGAGGUUUUCCAAUCCUUUCCCUCCUUCUUGCGCCCUCGCUGGUGCUUGAAACUUCCCGCGCGCGCGCCCCAUCUAUUUCCAUUGGCUCUGCUGGCGGGGAGGGCUGCCUUGGUAUUUCAGGAAUGCGGUAGUCAUGGCAACGUUGCUCUUCCCUUCCCGCCUCUCCUGGGCCCGCGCUCCUGGCGCACGCCAAUCGCAAGCACAGCCUUGGUCAGCUGAUCCAUCCCCUGUGGGCGGGGUGCGCGGGAAAGUUCAUCCUUAACCGUUGGGGACAACCCUCCUCGAAUAACAUCUGUAUGGGUUCGGAGCCCAGUUCCCACCCGAGGCGGUGAACUAUCAUGGCAAAGCGCGACCAGUAGUCCCUAACUGACUGGCUCCCUGUUUACAGUUCAUCAAUUCCCGCUUUGUCACACUUUUUGAACAUCAGUGGAAAACAUCGCGUCCAUCGCUUGGAAGAAUUUCCUCAGGUCCUGCAUGGCGGCAUUCUGCGUCGCCAUAAGGGGUCUGACCCAUUCCCUGGCCCCGUCCUGCAGGUGACCCACAACAUAUGCCACCCGCGCCGCGUCGUCUUCAAAAUCGUUAUGCUGCAAUUCCAAUGCGUACUCUAUUUCCGUUCAAAACGCACUGUAUUCUUGCGGCUUCCCCAAAGUUGUGCACCAGUCCCGGUACCUUCCUUGCUAUGGGGGUGGGUCUGACCUGUGCAUCUUGAGACCGCCUUUCGUCCAGCCGCGCCGUCAGAAUGGCCACAUGCUGCUCCAAAUCUCGGUUCCUCUCCACCAGCGUUUGCCCUCCAGCUGCUCCCCCCUGGGUGCCUGCUUCUCCGGGCUUGCUCAUGAUGCUGCCUGCCUGCUGCUGCGCACGAGCAACUUUUCAGGGACUGACGGAUUGCUGUGAUGAGUAUGAGUUACUCGUGCGUAAACUGGUGCCUCUCUAGGCUAAUUUGCCUUGUUAAACCUUUCUGACUGCACAGCCCUUUCUCAUCAUGACUGUCUCAGUCACUAGCAGAAUCCGUCAGUGGGCGUCUCUUGAAUAUCUUCCAACAUAAGAGUUGUUUGAACCCAAUCUCCUCCGCCUCUCACUGCGCGGGAGCCUUCUGCGCAGGGUGGGCGUAGGUAGCGGGGGACCUGUCCCCUCCUCACUGAGUUCCAGUGAAGAGUCCGUGAGCCCUCUCUCCGAUUUCCCCAUCUGCUCACUUUUGUUCCUGGUGUUGCGCUUAAAUGCUUCCCCCUCCACUGAGUUGCUUCUCCCCCUGCUGCUGGGUCCUUCUCCAGCAUCAUCUAGGAGCCUCCCCUUCGCCUCCCGCUCUGAUGUCAGUUCCCUGACAGUGAGUUUUCAUGUGGUAUGUUAAAUUUAGACCCAGAAUUGAACAUGAGUCUUUUCAAAUUCCUGGAUCCAGCAAGAGUUAAAAUCUAAUGGAGGAUCCCAUGUUGAGUUAGCCAAGCAGGGGCCAUAAUGGCUGCUUACCCAGUCCAGGGGUGGGCAGCGGUUGCAGUUCAUUAUGUCCGGUGAGUGGGACCGCAGUGGCCCCUAAGUAUAGGUCAUUAGUUUUGUUGGCAUCCCUCUGUCUUGGGAGACAAUGGAAGAGUGCAGAAUGUGGAGAACUGAAUUUAAGACUGAAAACAUGAGAAACUGAGAGAACCGAAAGUGACAGUUCGUUCCAUCACUACCUGUAAAUGUGUUUUCAUUAAAGCUGCCUCAGCUGCCGGCUAUGUAAAAAUAAACCAUCUUUUAUUCACAGGUUAUUUGUGCGAACCAUAUAACAACCCUGCUGAUUUUUUUUUGGACAUCAUUAAUGAAGAUUCAACUGCUGUUGGAAUGAGUAAAAUGACCAUCAUUACUAUACGUAUGUAUUCUGAAAGUCUUCAGAGUUACCGUACCUUGAUGAAUUUGUGUGUAUCAGCACCAAACCACUUCUCUCUGUGGUUUUUUUAAAGUACUUAUCCAUUUGGCCCUAAAAUGUGAUAGGAGGUUCUACUUUUUUGUCAAAAUCCCACCCAUCCCCACCCAUAGAAUUGGCAGAGUUACUAGACCAGAUUUAAGUAGCUUCUGGUCUAAUCAAUCACAACCCUAAGACAAUAUUGGGCUGCAUGCACACUGUUCAUUUAUAUUACAUUUUAAGCACAUCACUUCCCCCAACAAAUUGUGGGUCAUACAGUUUACCUCUCACAGAGCUAUGAUUCUCAUCUCCCUUAACAAACUGAAGUUCCCAGGAUUCUUUGGGGGAAGUCAUGUAUGUUAAAUGUGCCUUAAAAGUAUGGUAUGUAUGCAGCCUUAGAGAGUAUUCCUAACUGUCCAGAUCCUCUGGCUGGAGUGCUUUCAGUUUGGGGCAGAGGUGCUUCUCCACCUGUGUGGAGCAGCUCUGCUAGCAACAGGAGGACUGGGGAAACAAUUAUGCCCAUAGAAAGAUCUGUGGGCAUAGAACUACCACCAGCAGUAUUUUUGCUAGCCGUAGACUGUGAAACGCAGCAUUUCAGUGUUCACCCAGAAGUAGCUUUGGAUCUGUUGCAAGAUGGUCAGUCUGUACACAACCUAAGAUAGUUCAGAGUACACAAACUGUGAUUUAAUUUGCACCUGUUGCUUAUUUGCAAAGGAGUAACCUCAGUUUUCAUUAUCAUCCAAAACAGCCAUUGAUGAAGACAAUGACAUGGAAGACACUGACAGCAUUGCAUUAGGAUUAGCCAUACGCUUUACCAGAAGUGCUUACUACAAACAAAUGAUGGCAGACCUCGAUGCACUAUCUUCGGACGAUAAAAAGAAGACGACAGCUUAUAAAGGAAUUCCGUACACCACACCCUUUCUUCAUCAGCUCAAAUGGGUGUCCAAACGCACAUUCAAAAAUCUGAUUGGAAAUCCACAAAAUUCCACUGCCCAGGUAUCCCAAAUUAACCUCUUUUUUGGCGGGGGAGAUCAAUGUUACUAGGAAGCUAUGCGGGCUAUUUAAAAAUGAAUUUAAUUUAAAUAACAAAGAGCUAUAGGAAUCGUUACAUUUUAUAUACUGUGGGAUGAUGUCAGGGUGGGUGUUGGGAGCAGGACAAACAUAACUUACAUGGUGUCAGUGAAGUGAACCAUUCAAAGAAACAAAAUAGUUCAGGCCUAGUGAGCACAGCAACACUUCCCAGCAGAUCUUGCCCCAAGCAGGCAGUUGUGAGGACUGAAGGUCCCUACCUUUCCAUAGCUCUCUAAGUCUCCUUCUCCCUUGGCUCCUUCCCAAGCACUCUGAGACUCCUUUGCCUUGACUGUCUUGGCUCCGCCCUCUUCAUACCUCUUUGGGUUCUGGGAGACCAGGGGAGAAGGGAGCUGGUCACAGCAGAGGGAGAGACUCCCUGGCUUCUUCAGCAGCCUGCCUCAUCUCUGCCUCUUGGCCUCCAUCCUCUGCUUCUGCCUCUGGUUCUGGCCUGCUCUCUGCCACAGCCCCUUCCUGCUCACUAAACCCUGUUACCUCUUCGGCUUCCGACUCUGACUCCUCCUCCCAGUCAGCUCCCUUUUCUCCCUCUGACCACUCAUUGUUGUCCCACCACCAAUGCCCAGGUUCCCAGCCUUCUUCCCUUGGGGGUUCCCCACUGGUGGCUCCUGCCGCUCCUCUGCGUCCAACCACUCCAUCACACCUGAACCGUAUGUGUCCUCUUCUUCCCCUGGGAAGCACAUUUCAAGCACACGCCUGUACUAGAAACAUCCACAAGUUGAAUGUGACAGAAAUGAUGAGGGACAGGCAUGGGCAGAGCUAACAUUGUCGUCCCUGCUGUCCUCCUCAUUGAUUUUCUGAACACUGGGUCAUGAUGUCUGAAGAGAGCCGUAGAAAACAGCAAACAACAAUGUAUUGCUGUUCCAGCAGGUAUUCUGUCCAAAGGGCUCUUUGAGUUUUCCUCUCAGACAGUGUGCCCAUUCCUUUCGCUAUGACCUCCACUUCUGCUGCAAAUUUGUCAAGAAUUCUGCAGCGGUUUUCAAAGAUACAUAGUGAUUGCUAAUCAUCUGUUCAGAGGCCAUGAAGUUAAAAGCUUUGUGUGUGUAUGUUGAUAUUAUGGGGAUCCCUAUUAAUUGCUUUGUAAAAGCUUGACCUUGUGACAAGAAUUAGGAUUUUAAGAACCUAUAAUCUUCCAGGGUUAAUGGGCCUGACUUUUUUCUCACAAUCAUUUCUAUCUCCCUAACCUCAUUAGGGAUGGAUUUUGAAUGCAUUCUUAAAAAGACUCCACAUUUCAUUAAGCCUUUUUUUUCUUUUUUGGUAAUCUUCUUAAAUUGGUCUUGAUAUGAUCUUUGUUUCCCACUUCAACUGGCUUAGCAGUAGAAUUAUCCCUGACAUUUGGUCCUUUCAACAAGUCCUUAGCACUACGGUACCAUGUAUCAAGUGCACUUUUAGUGUUAAGGCUCAGGCAAUCCCUCCUGCUUAAACACGACUGAACAGGCUGUUACCGUCAUCUUGGCUGAGAUUUUCAUCACUUUUGCUUGUUCUUAAGAAAGCAAAGCAUAGUUUUUAAUCAGUUUGAUCAUUGUCCUCUCCCUCCUUCUCUCUGUAUAUUUCAUAUAGAGAGAGAUACAAAUAAAUAUAUGUGUGCAUGUGUGUGUGUGUAAAUUGGCUGGGCAAUUUUAUUGCUCUGUAUAAAUGUGUUUAAAGGGACAUGGGUGGCGCUGUGGUCCAAACCACUGAACUUCUUGGGUUUGCCGAUCAGAAGGUUGGCAGUUCGAAUCCCCGUGAUGCGUUGAGUUCCUGUUGCUUGGUCCCAGCUCCUGCCAACCUAGCAUUUUGAAAGCAUGCCAAAAAAGUGCAAGUAGAUAAAUAGGUACCGCUCUGGUGGGAAGGUCAAUGGCGUUUCUGCGCGCUGCUCUGGUUUCGGUGUUCCGUUGUGCCAGAAGUGGCUUAGUCAUGCUGGCCACAUGACCUGGAAAAACUGCCUGCGGACAAACGCCAGCUCCCUCAGCCUGUAAAGCGAAAUGAGUGCCGCAACCCCAGAGGCGUCUGCGACUGGACUUAACUGUCAGGGGUCCUUUACCUUUAUAAAUGUGUGUAACAAUACCUGGUUUGUUCCAAAAUCUGGCAGAGUUUAAACACAUCUCUGUUGGAUUUUACCUUGUAAACAUUUAGUAGAAUGUUUUCUUUUCAAAUUCAAUUUGAGUCGUUCAAGUUGUUAUUAUUUCUAAUAGCAUUUUAAAGCAAACAUUAUUUUACAAAAGGGUGGGGGUUGCAUAGAAUUCAAGAAAUAAAAGAAAGAAUAAAAUUCAGUUAAAGAACCAGUAUUAAUAUUUAAUGCAGUGGAUGUGCUUUCUCUUGUUUUCAAUCCCAAAUCCAUAGACAUGCUGUGGGCCAUGUGAAUGAAAUGUGGGCCACUGGUGGUCUACAGACCACAGUCUGGGAACCCUGUUCUAUGUUACAGUGAAGGUCCAAAGCCCAUUUUUAUAAGUUACCUACAGUGAUAUGGUUACUUCUUCUUUUGUGGUUUCUCCUAUGCCAAAGUAUGAUUUGUAUCCAGCAUUUACCGGUACUUAGAAAAGACUGCUUGAAACGAAUGGGAAUUAUUAACUUGGGUCUGAUUUCUGUGGAUCUGCUCAGCUGGAUACAUAGUUGGAUACAACCCUAUGUUCUAGGACUAGUAUUGCCAGGCAUGACCAGAGUGGUAUAUCAACACACAUCCUUCCCUAACAAAGUGCAGUGCUCAUCAUCACAGCAGGAGAGCAACUUAAUAGAUAACAGUUAUUAUACUUUCACGAAGUCCACUAUUUUUCAAAAGUUUCCUUCUGCUCCUCACUCCUCCCUGCCCAAGACAGCAUGUUUUCAAUAUGAAAUAUUCUUUCCCCGCACUAGAUAUGUAUUGCCACUUUUCUGGGACUAAUAGUAGGAUCCGUAUUCGCUGGAGUUAAAAAUGAUGCCACUGGCAUUCAAAAUAGGUGAGUAAACGCUUCAAAAAAAGAGAAUGCAAUGUAGCAUCAUCUUCAGCUAGUAUUUAUGUGCAGAAAAGUUUAGGUAACAAAUUACUUUAGGACAUAUUUUAUGCAGCAGUCUCCAAUAUAUUUGCUUAAAGUUUUAUUUAACCAUGGGACAGGGGAAGGUAAUUUCCCCAAGCUCUACCCAAGGCUUUUUUUCCCUUUUAGAAAAAGUCUGGUGUUGUCUGAUUCUAUCUGAGAAGGGCUUCCUAGAGUUCACAAAUCUUUAGCAAAGCUGAGUCACCCAAUUCAAAGAAUUUGUUUCUCCCAUCUAAGGAUGAGGGAGAAAUUUGUUUUUUUAUGCAUUUUCUUGUGAAACUACCUAAUCUGCACCUAAACCAGAAAGCCAACUGAAGGACGGUUGUCUUUCAAAAUUUGCACUUCUCCAAAUUUUGCAGUGCAGUUCUAAAGCUGCAGUUCAGUUUUGCUCCGACUAAACAGUGUGCACAAAAAUAUAUUAGAAGAAAUAACGUACGAAACUAAAUUAUAUCGGGAAAUUGCUUGCAGAGAUGCAUAUUUUAGAAGAAAUCCACACAAAAAUACGUGAGGCUUUUUGCACAAUUUUUUUUUUUAAAUUGUAGAUUGUUGCAGAAAUUAAUCUGUGCCUUGGUAUCUCUAAUUCUGUCUUUUUUGGGUUCUCUUGUAGAGUUGGUGCUUUGUUCUUCUUGACGACCAAUCAGUGUUUGAAUAGUAUUACGACUGUUGAACUUUUUAUCACAGAAAAAAGGAUAUUUAUGUAGGUAAAACUGUAUUGGAAAACCAAGCUUACUCUUCUGCUAGUAGCCUUAUUUGCUUACCUGUUCUUUGGUUGAGUAACUCAUCAGUCAGUUCCACCUAUGGAGCCCAUGCUCACGGCCAUUUUGCCACACAUAUCAGCCCCUGGUUAUGAUAAAAGCCUUCUCUUCAUUUGGUAAGGAGAUACAGAUGGCCAAGCUGUCCUGGCUGAGAGCGCUCAGUCUGAAUUAAAGUUUGGCUAUCUGUAUGGGCUCCGGGUUUAGGGAGAAAGAAUUCUCUAAAAUAAGGGUGAGAAGCUUUUUCCAAUCCAAGGACCACAUUCUCUUCUGGGCAACCAUGCAAGUGUCACAUGUCCAUGGUGAGUAGGGCCUGGGCAAAAGUGGGAGGAGCAAGAAUUUGACCAUUGUAAACAUAGACUAGUUUCUACACACCUUUCUCUGUCCUCCAACCAGACAAGCAAGAGGCAUCAUCGCAAUUCAAAGACACAUUUCAGCCAGGAAGAACCAGAUAUUGCCUGAGAAGAGGGUGUGUGACCUGGAGAAAGUAUUAAGGGCCAGAAAAAGGAGCCUUGAGGGCUGCCACAUCCAGCCCUGCUCUAUAGCCUCAGUUUUGGCACCUAAGGAAUAUGUGAAUGUUGAGCCCAUAUUCCAUUUCAGCGAAUACUAGCUCAGCAGUUGCAUGCUGGAUGCAUUGUGGACCUGGGUAGAGCAAGCAUACUUUCAUUAAAGCUUCAGGGGCCCUAGCUAAGUGGCAGAAUAUGUGCUUUGCAUGUUGCAGAGUAGUGACCUCAUAUAAUCAUAGAGCUGUAGAGUUGGAAGGGAUCCCGAGGAUCAUCUAGUCCAAUCCCCUGCAAUGAUAGAAUCUUGCCCUUGGUGGGCUAGAACCACCAACCUCCUGGUUAACAGCCAGACACAUUGAUCCAUUGUGCCACAGGGAAGACCAAGGACAGGACAUGUUGCCUGAAUAAUCCUGGCACCAUCUGGACACCAUGCUCUUUCUGUUCUUGACAGUAAAGCUGAAUGUGAUUAUAUUGGGUAAAUCUUUCAUAAAGCACUUUUGACACCCUCACAAGUCUAUAAAGCAGGACAUAACUGUUUUAAAUAAGCUUCUGGGAAAUGUCUGGUACUAGUUUGAAAACUGGAUUGAAAACUGCUGCCAUUUAUGAAUCCAUUUGUUGGUUGUGCAAGUCCUGAAUGUGUGUAUUUUGUGUUGCAGACAUGAAUAUAUAAGUGGCUACUAUAGAGUUUCUGCAUAUUUCUUCUCAAAGAUAUUAGCUGAUAUGGUGCCCAUGAGGACUUUACCUGGCAUCAUCCUCACUUCCUUAAAUUAUUUCUUGAUAGGCAAGUAUACUACAAAAGUCAUGUUUCUUUUUUCCUUAAUUUAGAUAUUAGAUGGUGGCAGGCAGAUUGCUUGUUGCAUAUCACUGUUGUUGAAAAGCACAAUAUGCUUAUUUCGCCACUUAAAACCAUGUGUGUAUUCAGACACACCCUCCCGUACCAGCAACUGGGGAAGUGGACUUGAUACGAGCAAUGUUUAUGCCAUAAAAAAAUUUAGUUAGUCUUUAAGGUGUCACAAAUGCAUUGGUUGUUUUGCCGUAGGAGACUAACAUGUAUGUUCCUCUGGAAAUAAAUAGUAAAGUUAUUGUUUUCCUUUUGUCGACCAAAUCUCACUUUUGAUGUAAAAUAUAUAAUAGGUUGAUUCUAAAUUAGCAAUAAUAUAAAACACAUACCCAAUGCUUGAGGUGGGGUAGGAGAGACCUGCUAACUCCUAUAUCUUGGCAGCCCCCUCAAGCACUGUGUAUGGGCUUGUGGAUUUCAUUAAGACCCACUCACCCCAGAAUUAGGGUGGUUAAAGCAGAAAGGGAUAGCAAAAAGCUCCAAAAAGUUCUCCUGAGCUAGGGGACUGAGCAUUGAAAGGUUAAACACAGCUCUUAUGCAUUUAUGAAAGUGAUGCACACUGGACUCCAAAUACAAAGGUCACAUAUACAUAGAUGUGAUCUGAGUGGACAGUGAUUGACCAGGCUAUCAGUCUUGGGGUUGUGGUGGAGAGCUGGAUGAAAAUGUUGACCCAAAGUGCAGCUGCUGCAAAAAAGGCAAAUUCUUGGCUUUUCAGGUAACAAGAUCAUAGAACAUUGUAUUCUGUGUUCUGUUUACAAUACAUGCAAGGACCAAAAGCAUCACAGUCAACAAUGCUCUUUAUUGACAAAUAAAACCAGCUCUGAUAUUAAGGCUGACAUGCUAGUGCAAAGCUGCAUGUGUGUACAGUUUUGCUCAUGGGGAAGCCUGCAUUGCAAAAUUUUGAUGCCGAGUAUGUACAUCUACAGUGGUACCUUGGUUCUCAAAUUUAAUCCAUUCUGGGAGUCUGUUUGACUCCCGAAACACUUUGAAAACCAAGGCGUGGCUUCUGAUUGGUUGCAGGAGCUUCCUGCACUCAAUCAGAAACUGCGGAAUCCACAUUGGACAUUCAGCUUCCAAAAAACGUUUGCAAAUCGGAACACUCAUUUCCGGAUUUGCAGUGUUUGGGAGCCAAUUUGUUUGUGAGCCAAGCCGUUCGACUACCAAGGUACCACUGUGUUAACAUUUUUAAUUUGUUUCAGGUUUCAAGCCAACUGUGGCAGCCUUCUUUACCAUGAUGAUUACUGUUAUAUUAGUUGCCUACGCAGCCAGUUCCAUGUCUCUGGCAAUAGCAACAGGGCAAAACGUCACGUCGGUUGCAAACCUCAUCAUAAAUAUUUGCUUUGUUUUUAUGAUUGUGAGUUUUGGUUGAUUCUUCUCUUUCCCCUCCUCCUUUGGUGGGUGGGAAUGUUUAGACAGAUAUUAUGCAAAAAGGCCACAUUGCCACAUUUCAGACACCGCCCAAAGUUCUAUCACAUGAACGGGACGAUUCAUAGGGGAGCAAGUUUGCCUUCAGGGACGCGGGUGGUGCUGUGGUCUAAACCACUGAGCCUAGGGCUUGCCGAUCAGAAGGUUGGCGGUUCAGAUCCCUGCGAUGGAGUGAGCGCCCGUUGCUCGGUUCCAGCUCCUGCCAACCUAGCAGUUCGAAAGCACGUCAAAGUGCAAGUAGAUAAAUAGGUACUGCUCCGGCAGGAAGGUAAAUGGCAUUUCUGUGCGCUGCUCUGGUUUCGCCAGAAGCGGCUUAGUCAUGCUGGCCACAUGACCUGGAAAAACUGUCUGCGGACAAAUGUCGGCUCUCUCGGCCAGUAAAGCGAGAUGAGUGCCGCAACCCCAGUCGUUUGUGACUGGACUUAACUGUCAGGGGUCUUUUACCUUUACCUUUUAAAGUUUGCCUUCAAUGGUUGUAAGACUCCUAGAUAGUGCCCGUUUGGGGUGAAGUCAAACUGUGAAAAGUUAGAGCACUUGCUGUGGCUGUUGAGACAGGUAUGAGAGACAUGGUUUUUUGCAGCUGUGGCAGAUGAAGGCAUCCAGUUGUGCUGCUGCAGAUGCACCACAGGGUUUCUUAUCUCUGCUAUCCUCCCAGUGGUCAUUCCUGUUCUGGCCACUGCUAUGGAUGUGCAACCUGUCUGUCUGUCUCCUGCUAUGGAUGUGCAACCUGUCUGUCUGUCUGUCUCCAGGCUCUGUGGUCGUCUGCAAGGGAUUCCCACACAGUGGGGUUGAUGUUGCCAGCCUUCAUGCCAUGUUUACAGACAUAAUGGGAGUUGCAAAGAUGGUGCCCUAUCUAAGACUCUUUAUCCCAUAGAAAACGAAUAGCCAUUCAUUCCCGCAGGAGAAAUGUCUGCCAUUAAACUAACUUACGAUGCACCCCUGAAAUGGGGGCGGUGAAUAAAAAACACACACAGUUUGCUGAACUUCAAAAAGUACAUGCUUACUGAUGAUGGGUGCUCCAGAGGAAUAACGUCUCGGUAAACAUGAAAUCCACAAAACCACUUUGUAUAUUUCACGGCGAUGAGAAUGAAUUCUGGAAAUGGCUGAAAUCCUUUAAGAGCUCUGGGUGAAAUUUUCUUCUGUCAGUUUGACUUUCCCCUGUCUUUUAAAACUACUAUUACCAUUUGUAGGUUUUCUCUGGCUUGCUGGUGAACAUCACAACCAUUUCACCUUGGUUGCUGUGGCUGAAGUAUUUCAGUAUCCCGCGCUAUGGCCUGAAUGUAGGUAUCAGCCUUUCCCCCUUUCUUCUUUAGAAAUGGUUCUGGAAGUUUAGAACUCGCCACCAGCUAUCAUAACCCUGGCUACAAAUUCAUAUAACUGACCAGAGAAGGCUAUCGUUCCCCUCAACAUUGACUCUGGUUUUUUUCAAAUUUUAAAUACUUCUUAAACACCCAAACUUCUAAGCAGUUUACAUAAAAUACGGUACGAUAAGUUCUCUUAAGGCUGCACCAUAUGUGCAGGUGUUUAAUAAAAACAUGUUUGCUCGCUUAGCAAACACAUUUUAAUUAAACGCCACAUGUUACUUUCGCUAAUUUUAAAUGCAGGCAUUAAAAUGCCAUUGUGUGGGACCAAUCUGGAUUAGGACCCUAGUGUGGCAGGUGUGGCAACAACAACAACAAUGGCAUUGAUGUACCUUCAGUGAUUUCUGCUCUUGGAGAAAUAUUAAGAGUCCCUUCUCAUUUCAUCAAGCAACUGCCUGGAUGAUGGCUCUGUUAUACCUGGUUUGGGAAUGGACGAAGGCUGUUUCCGAUGGUGGAAGUGCAGGCCUGCCCCCUUUCUCAUUUACUACAAAGAAGACCCCACAUAUUAAGCAUUUGCCAUACACUGGUUACUGAAUGUGUGAACUGGGCACAAGCACACUUUCCACGUCCUUUUCUUUUAAAUGAGAGGGUGAAUUAUGUGAAUUGGACACCACUACAUGAUGAGCGGUGGGAACGAAAAACACCCCACCCCUUUUGGACCUGUGACUUGAGAUCACAAGACAAAACGAAAGUGUGGAAAAGUGAUCUCACAGUGACAUCUAGUGAUAUAGUCUGUGAACUGCACAGUGCUGCCUGUUAACUCUCUUAUGUAUUGGCGUACAUUAAUUAGAAUCAAAUAUCCCUCUCCCCCGCCCACAUUGUUAGUUUGAUGUGAAUGAUUUUUGGACUAGGGGGAGAUUGAGAUUUUGUUCAUUUUUGUUCAUUUGUUAAUUAGUGGGUCUGAGUAUUGCUUUAUUCUUUGAGCAUGGCUUUUUUAUAAAAGGAUUUUAUACGAAAUAUUAUUAUUUGAUUGCCCCCACUUCCCCCCGUGGUAAUAUAUACUGUAUAUCUUCCUUUUUUUGCUGUAAAUCACUUGGAGAACUUCAGUAAAUCUAAUAAAUGAAAUUAAAUGCAUAUAAAACUUCAGGUGAAAUAGCGUUUUCUGCUACAAAGGGUGUGUGUGAAUUGCAGGAUUUCUUAUGCAACAUUUUCCAGUUAUGUUCUUAAAAGCACCAAUUGAUCCUUGGUAUACUAACUUGUGGCAAAAAAUAGUGCUUGAAAGCAUGUGAGGCUGUUCAGACAGGUUGACUCUUAAUGCGCACAGCGACUGACAGCCAAACUGAGAAGCCUCAGCUACUUUUGGGAUCUCCACCAAUCUUGGAUAUUGAGAAGUAAAUAAAAUGUGUAAUGUUUUCAUAUCCUUAACAAGACUGAAAUUCUUCUUGUCAUUUUGCCUCUUCCUGUAGGUGUGAAAAUAUGGAAGUCUUCUUAGGUAACAACAGUAGAAACAAGCAAGUAAUUCAGUUUUGUUUGUCUUUAAAGGCUUUGCAAGUAAAUGAAUUUACCGGGCUUAAGUUUUGCUCAGAACUUGAACAAGGGGUCAACGUAACCUGCAUUGCUCCUAGUCCAUUUACUAUGUAAGUACUUGGCAUUUUGCAAAGAGUUGAGCUAUACAGUAAGCUAAAAAAAAAAGAUACCGGAGUUUAUUUAACAGUUACUCAGAGCUGAUUUCUUGCACAUUAGAAUUAACCAGGGAUGCAGGUGGCACUGUGGUCUAAACCACUGAGCCUCUUGGGCUUGCCGAUCAGAAGGUCGGCGGUUUGAACCCCCAUGACGGGAUGAGCUCCCGUUGCUCUGUCCCAGCUCCUGCCGUCCUAGCAGUUCGAAAGUACACCAGUACAAGUAGAUAAAUAGGUACUGCUGUGGCGGGAAGGUAAACGGCAUUUCCAUGUGCUCUGGUUUCUGUCACGGUGUUCCAUUGCACCAGAAGUGGUUUAGUCAUACUGGCCACAAGACCCGGAAAGCUGUCUGUGGACAAACGCUGGCCCCCUUGGCGUGAAAGCGAAUGAGCGCCGCAACCCCAUAGUCGCCUUUGACUGGACUUAACUGUCCAGGGGUCCUUUACCUUUUUAACUAGAAUUAAACCAAGAAGAGCCCACUGGAUCUGGCCAAUGGCUCUUCUAGCAAUCUCCUCCUCUGGUUUUCAGCAACUGGUAUUCAGAAGCAUACUGCCUCCAACAGUGUAACACACUCACUAAAUAGAGCCUAAGCAUAACAUCCCCAACCCCCAUUCCUGAAUAUUUGACCCUUUGCAAAAAGCAACAAAUAGCAAGAGGCAACUGCUCUUCUGCCCUUACCUCACCUCCCAACUUCAAGCCUUAAAAAAAAUAAAAAAUCAUUCUUUGAAGAUGGCUUGCUCCUUUCUCUAAUGGUGGAGUGCACAAUACUAUGCCUUAUUUAAAAAACAACAACUAUCUCCUAUAGUAUUAUUUCCUCAGCCCACCUCCAUUUACAAGGGAGUUGGAGAGCACAAUACAGUGGUACCUUGGUUUAAGAACUUAAUUCAUUCUGGAGGUCUGUUCUUAACCUGAAACUGUUCUUAACCUGAAGCACCACUUUAGCUAAUGGGGCCUCCUGCCUCCACUGCACAAUUUCUGUUCUCAUCCUGAAGCAAAGUUCUUAACCCGAGGUAAUAUUUCUGGGUUAGCAGAGUCUGUAACCUGAAGUGUAUGUAACCCGAGGUACCACUGUAUUGGCACUGGGCUCGGAACUCAGCCACUAAAGCACCAAGGAUGAGAUGGGUUUACAAACUGGGUUGCAUACAGCUGUGUUCCUCUGCUCACGGAAGGCUCUUCACUCCAGUGGAAGCUUGUGAACAGAAGAUUUUUGCCACCUUCCUCUGCAGGGAUGCUUUGGAAUAGCAUGGCAGAGCCUCUGCAAAGAACUGCAGGAGAAAGAAGAAAUUUGUAAACAUUGCCUGCUCCCUUUCCACCCAUGGAGCCAUGCAUGAACAGAGGCGGCACAGCUGGAUAUAACCCAGCAUCUAUAAAAGUCCAAAGGUGAAAGGUGAUGUGGCCAGUUAUGGGAGAGAAGAGAUCCUAGAAGUGGGCUGUGGUGGAGUGGAGAGGAAGGCUUCACUGUAUUAAUCUUAGAGUAGGGUGUGUGUGUGUAUGUGUGGAGUGUCUGUGUCAUCCUCUAUCAACUAAUAGCAGUGUCUUCUUUGUAUUCCAUCUUUUGUUGUCAUACGUCUGACUUAUACAGUGGUACCUCUGGUUGCGAACGGGAUCUAUUCUGGAGGCCCGUUUGCAACCUGAAAAGAACGCAACCUGUGCCUGCGCGGGUCGCGAUUCGCCGCGUCUGUGCAUGCGCGUGACGUCAUUUUGCGCAUCUACGCAUGCGCGAGCGGCAAAACCCGGAAGUAACCCUUUCCGGUACUUCCGGGUCGCCGCGGGACGCAACCUGAAGCAAACGUAACAUGAGGUAUGACUGUAUUAAGAAACAGCAUUGAGAGUAAAACAAGAAAACUAGGUAAAAUUAGGGACAAUGCAUUUCUAACAAAACUUCUGCCUUUAACCUGUGUUUUCUAGAUGCACUGGAGAAGAAUAUCUGAAGAUGCAAGGCAUUGACAUGACUUUCUUGGGCAUGGUGAAGAAUUACGUGGCUCUUAUAUGCAUGACAAUCAUUUUCCUCUCUAUCGCGUACCUGAAAUUGAGAUUUAUUAAGAAGUAUACUUAAUCGAGCAAGGCACGCGUGCCUACUGAACACUACAGUGUAUUUUUAUGGUAAACAUGUAAUAUAUGUAAAGUAUACAGCUGAUUUAUAAAACUUUUCUUUCUUUCUUUUCUUUCUUUCAAGAGAGAGAGUGGAAGGAAAGUGGCCAUUGUGCCAAUUGGAACUUUCCUCCCGUUAGCAAUUAGCAAAUAGCCAGGGAUUCUGAAUGGGGAAAUGGGUGUGGCAAAGCACCCUCCCCCAUGGUCCUAACCUGGCCUGUGACCUCCCCCACCAGUGCCAUCUACAUAUAAAACUAUAUGUAUUUAUCAUCUACAAUGUCACAUUUAAAUUGGCCUUGUCCUUCCAAACAGUGGUUAAGGUGGUCAAUGUCUUGCCCAUACAAAAUCAAACCAGAGGUGGGAGCUCACAUGGUGGGAUAUAAAUCUGCUCCUUGCGCAAACAGAGACGUUUGCUUUAGUUCAAGAUCCAUGGAUUGAGUUGAACUGGGUCAAGAGACCACCUAUUCCUACAACCGGCCCACAGAACUAAAUUGAAACCCAGCCUGUUUCCCCCCACCUAAUAACACACACAAACUACUGCAAACCAUAUAAAGUCUUUAUUUAAAGUGGGGAGGUGGUCACUAUUAAACCAAUACAUCUUUGACCACAAUGGAAGACUUGGAUAACUAAUAACUUUCCAACACACCUUUGCUAUUAAGACAUUAACCUAAAAACAGGGGGUAACUCACGCUUCCAUUGUGUGAAACAAAAGGGAUACAAAAACAGGUAGCUUCGCUGUCAUACACUAAAUGUAUGUACGUUGUCAGUAUGCAUGGAUAACCCAUGAAAUCUUAUUGCACUUCAAAAUGAAGUUUGUUAUUAAGUAACAACAUGUUACAACAAUAUAUAUAAACAUAUAUAUUAAUAUAUAUAAACAAAUAUGAUUAUGAAUGCAAACAUUUUGGUUUUUAUAGCAACGCUGCAAAUGUAAGAUAUAAUGAUUGUGAUGGCUGUAAAUACAAACAGGAAGACACAACUUUUGAAACAAGCACGCCAAGGCGUGUUGCAAUGGCAGCUUCCCACUCUGCGGCUUGGCAUCUGCGACAGCAUGGCACGAAAGAUCUGGGAUGCCAUUAGCACUACUGUGAGAAAUCCCUGUGGACUGAAGCACCCUCUUGAAGACAUCUAGCCCCCAGCAACAAAGCCAACUGAAUGUGUCCCUAUGAGUCAUACUGUCACACAGGUUGUUGUUUUGGAAAUGCACCACAUAAAAUCUUUCAGAAAUCUAAAAGACUCUGACUUGCUGACUUUUGUGCUCUUGCAACAUCACUAAAUGACCUUUCAGGGGUUUUUU